UUUAAUUUGAGGUAUCUCUUUGUUUUAGUUUUGCCAAACAUUUGGAGCACUGAUGGUGAACUUACUAUUCCAGAGCAAAAGCAAGUAGAAAACAAUGAGGAACUAGCCAGCUCUUACGAAAGAAAAUUGAUUGAGGUGGCUGAAAUGCAUGGGGAAUUGAUUGAGUUUAAUGAGAGGCUGCACCGUGCUCUAAUGGCUAAAGAAGCUCUUGUGUCCCAGAUGAGACAGGAGCUAAUUGAUUUGAGAGGGCCAGUCCCUGGAGAUCUGAGUCAAACAUCUGAAGAUCAGAGUCUGUCAGACUUUGAAAUAUCAAAUCGAGCUCUUAUUAAUGUUUGGAUUCCCUCAGUCUUUCUGCGUGGAAAAGCUGCUAACGCAUUCCAUGUUUAUCAAGUUUAUAUAAGAAUAAAGGAUGAUGAAUGGAAUGUUUAUCGAAGAUAUGCAGAGUUCAGAAGCUUGCAUCAUAAAUUACAGAGUAAAUACCACCAAGUGAGGACUUUUAACUUUCCACCAAAAAAAGCUAUUGGAAAUAAGAAAUCAAGAAGAUGAGGUUCAAAUGCAAAAUUGCAGUUUUUGAAAGAAAAAGAGAAAAGGAGAAUUUUGGCGAAGAGAUCUUAAAGGAAUGAGAAGGCGAUGUACUUGUUAAUAGUUGUCACCAAGUAGAAAGGAAACCUGAAAAUAACGAACAAUUGUAAAACAAAGAAUCUAAUAUUCUUAUUAAUUGUUGAAGUGUUUAGUGUAUUUAUGCCUUUUACUGGUUUACCUUAAGAUAGAAUAAUUUAUCUUACAAUCCAUUUCCAUGAUGUUUCAACAAAAUAGAUAUGUAAGGUUAGGAAGUAGCCUUAACACUUAAGGAAGCACAAGUUUAAUGUACAGAAUACUGUUGUAAUGAUGUUAUCAAUUCGUCUAGAGUGAACAGUGAAGGUGAAAGAAUACUGCUUUGGUCAAGAAACCUCUUAUUCAGUUAUUCAGUUUAUCCAUGUUUGCCUUGCAGCCUGUUAAAAUUAUCUUCACUGUCUCAAUUUAAUUUGCAUGUUGCAAGUUAGAAUUAACGUUGCUUUAAAUCAAAUCAAAACAGGUAGUUACUGAAGUGAGUAAAUUGGUAGGAAGUAAUUAACAAAAAUGCAUGUAAAGCUUGUAUUUUCUUAUUUAUUCCGGUCUCCAUGCUGUGUAUAUUCUACUAAUGAUUGUUCAGCGCUGCUGCCAACUGAUUGGUAAAAUCUUAAUAAUUAGUCCUUGCAAGAAUACAUAUUCUUCCUUCAGUUUAUUCACAUUUUGUGCAGAAACAAGAAACGGUUUUUUCUUUGCAUGUGUAAGAAAUGUCACAAUGAAGUUGCUUGUGUUUCUGUACGUAGCUUUUCUAAAUUGUAAAUAAUUUUCAUUAAGACUUAUGAUUUUUAACAUUUUAAUUGUCUUGUAAUAUAUGUAUUUGUAAAAUAUGUUGGGCGUACACUUGCAAUUUUUUAUUCCCACGAUAGUUUUUUUAACUGCUACUCAGACAAUGAAAGAAGAAAUAUAGGUAUCUUGAAAAGGAAAGACUCAAAAAUAAUGUCUUAUGGGGAAGUCUUAGGGAAGGAAGCCACUUUAGGCUUGGAUGUUUUUGCAUUCUGAUUCAGCAAAGCACUUCAGGACAUACUAAAAUUUAAGUACAUUUGACUUGAAUUGAAAUCAGAAGUAUUGGAUAUUUGUGUUUUUGUACUUUCUGGGAUUUAGUAGGCCACAGAAACUAUCCUUCAUCAAAUUAAUUAGUCAAAGUCACACUGUGAUAGUGAGCUGUGACUUAGAAAAGAGGAGAGGGGGAAAAAAAAAAGAAAAAGCAAAACUUCUAGCUAAUGCCUUUGGGCCAGUAGAGCAAAUAAUACUUAGGAGUAAGCUUUGAUGUCUGAUAUCUUUGAAUAGAAUUAGUAGAAAAUUAUGUCUCUUUGGUGUUUCAGAAUUGGAACACAUUUAUUAAAGGGAGAAAGUUUGGCAAUAUAAAUCCUUAAUUAAAAGUGAAUAAUUUGAAGUGGAUUAUUGCUUUCAUUAAUGCUUACUUAAUUUGCUAUUGGGUGAUGUAAUAUCUAUGCCUGAA
Molecule: messenger RNA, 2068 nt
Organism: Meleagris gallopavo (turkey)
Lineage: Eukaryota; Metazoa; Chordata; Aves; Galliformes; Phasianidae
Source: RefSeq, a predicted model, not a curated record